Podarcis lilfordi (Lilford's wall lizard) is the source of this 25652-nucleotide messenger RNA. NCBI's taxonomy places the organism in Eukaryota, Metazoa, Chordata, Lepidosauria, Squamata, Lacertidae. The record is from the annotation of a GenBank genome assembly.
AUGGGACUCCUUGUGGUUUGUGCCAGAUAUGUCAUAGUACAAGCAGAAGAAAAGAAAUUGGGCGUAGGUAUUCCAAUCAGCUGAAACAAUCCUUCUGAGUUUUGGUUGCAAUCCAUUUACGAAAAGGCCGGACAGCCACGUGAAAGACAUCGCACAAUGUGCGCCAUCUGCUGCCUAUCUGUGGAUCUGCAUCGGUGGGGAUGGACUUUCUUCUUCUGUUUUUAUAUGUGGUGGAAGCCUCCCAGAGCGGCUGGGGAAACCCAGCCAGAUGGGCGGGGUAUAAAUAAUAAAAUUAUUAUUAUUUACAACUAGGAAGAAGGAAAGUUCUGGAAAGGAAGACACAUGCACACUUUCCUGCUUGAAAAUACUAGACAUAGGCCCCCCGUUUUGAAGCGGAUCUUAUGUGUGCCUCCAUUUCCGUUUGGAGGUAUCUGGUUAUGGAAUACUGCAUAAGAAUUCUUAAGAACUUGUCAGAAAUCCAAGCUGGCCUUCCCAUUAUGCAGAGUGAGGCUUCCUCCCAGGGUGAUGGACGCUGGCAGAUGCAGACAAACAGCAGCUCUCCUUCCCGCCUGUUACAAUCUCCUGAUGCCAGCAACCUCUACAGUGGCCUAGUUUAAGCUUUUUGUUUAGAUCAGGGUUUCCCAAAAAUGGGUCGCUAGCUGUUUUUGGACUACAAUUCCCAUCAUCCCUGACCACUGGCUCUGCUAGCUAGGGAUGAUGGGAGCUGUAGUCCAGCAACCCUGGUUUAGAUCAAAGGCAAGUAAGAGGCAACAUGCUAUACACUCCUAGAAUGAUGCUUGGCAAGGAGAAAGUGGAUAGAGAACUUUUUCCUCCCUCUUUUGUAACGCUGGAACUUGUGGACAUCCAACGAAGAUGGACAUAUGAAGACUCAGGGCAGAUUUUUAAAAGUACCACUUCACAGAGCAUAGUCAAACUAUGAGAUUUGUUCCCCUCCCCCCAAGGAGGCAGAGAUGGCCACCAACUUAAAGGUAAAGGUAAAGGGACCUCGACCAUUAGGUCCAGUCGUGGCCGACUCUGGGGUGGCGGCGCUCAUCUCGCUUUAUUGGCUGAGGGAGCUGGCGUACAGCUUCCGGGUCAUGUGGCCAGCAUGACUAAGCAGCUUCUGGCGAACCAGAGCAGCGCACGGAAACACCGUUUACCUUCCCGCUGGAGCGGUGCCUAUUUAUCUACUUGCACUUUGAUGUGCUUUUGAACUGCUAGGUUGACAGGUAGCAGGGACCGAGCAACAGGAGCUCACCCCGUUGCGGAGAUUCGAACCGCCGACCUUCUGAUCGGCAAGUCCUAGGCUCUGUGGUUUAACCCACAGCGCCACCCGCGUCCACCAACUUGGAUGGCUUUGAAAGAGAGUUAGAGACAUUCGUGUAGGUGGGGGCUAUCAAUGGCUACUAGCCAUAAUGGCUGUGAUCUACCUCUAUGAUUGGAUGCAGAAAUGCUUCUAGAUACUAGUUGCUGGAAACAACAGGAGAGGAGAGGGCUCUUGUGCUCAUGUUUCUGCUUCCAUUGUAAGAACAGGAUGCUGAACUGAAUGGGUCACUGGCCUGGUAGCGCAGGGUCUUCUUAUGUUCUUCAUGGUGAUGCUUGUUCCUUCCUCAUGCUGGCUGGCCUGCUCAGCUUCUCCCAAUGGUUCAGAGACCCUGCUCAGCUUUUCCCAAUGGCUCAGAGACCCUGAUCAAACGAUAAGGAAGCAGCUAGACCACGUCACUGGAGUGUGUGCAUUGCUCUUCAUCACUGCCCACCAUAACAGCAAAAAGGUUUUCAGAAUCCUAGAUGCCAAUGUGAUUUUUCUAUAGGCUCCAGCAAUCUGGUGCCUUGGAUUUUUCCAGGCCGUGAGGCAAAGUCAGGCGCACUUCUAGCUCCAAGCAAGCAGCCGUCUGCCCUUUCUUCUCUUUGUUGCAAAACAGAAAUCCAUAAAACCUCAGCGCCCGUCCAUGCAAGUUACAGAAAUAGAUCAGCUUUUGUACACUAUCAAGGUCCACACACACACCCUGGGGAUUUUGCAAGAAAAUGGUUCCAGCUGCAGAUCAAGAAUAUCCCCACUGGUGGUGGGAGGGGUUGGGAGGGGGGAAUAGGAAGGAAAUGUUUUGAGAAAUGUCUUAAAAUGCUGCAAAGAUAGGGCAGCACAACACAUCAGCAUGACAAGUGGCAUCAAACCCCUUCGGGCGCACACUGAUUGAAACAAUGGCAGUCCCCAGCACAGUUUGAGCGAAAUGCUGGUCUUCAGGGGAAAUGGCUUGUAGAAACCAGUCACUCCUGAAACACUAUUCAGCUAGCCAAGUGUGUCAACAAAGAAACAAACAUGUUGAUCAAGAGCACUUCGUUUGAGUGGCCCUGGGGACUAUAAAUGAUAUUUCUUUUUACGUUAGAGAGAUGUUGUCUGUUCUUUGUAAACACUUGAUGUGCAUAGGAAACUGCCUUCUGCCAAGCCAGACCACUGGGUCCACUGAGCUCAGUAAUGCAUGCUUUGGCCGGCAGUGACUUUCCAGGGUUUGGGGCAGGAGACUUUCGCAGCCCUACCUGGGGACUGAACCUGGGGUCUUCUUCAUGAGCAGAUGCCCUAGCUCUGGAAUAUGGCCACGCCCCAAAGUGUACGCCCUGGGGAAAGAGGCAUAGAAUGCUUUGAAAUAAAUAAGCCAUUCUGAUGGCAAACCACAAAGCAGAUCUUAGGAGACUUUAUGUUUCGCCCCACACCUGAUUAGACUCGUUCUUCCAUUCCAGCUCCUUUGUACGUGCUGCUCCACCAAUGUUUUAUGGACUGUGUAGAGUACGUUAAUGGCCAGAUAUGUCCAAUAGGGCUGAUAGAGCUAGUUGUACAUUAAAAAAAAAUCAUUUCCAAUAGUCUGCUAAGGUACAAUAGCCUCUGCUUCCUUUUCCCCAUUGACUUAGGUAGAACCUCCACAUCUGCCUUUGCCAUUAGCUGUGCAGUCUCCCAAUGUGCGGACAGCUUGCAGAAUUGACCCAAGGGACAGAUGUGGAAAUUAAACAGAGGACAUUGCAAAGAUACAUGAUGAGCAGGAAGAGCAAGUCACUUGUGCUUCCUGUCUCCCUACCCCAUUACUAACGUCAAAUGCUGCUGGUGUUGAUUUUGACAUAUUUGCCAUCAGGAGCGAAUGGGCACUGAAGCAUACAGGUGUUGGGGGGGGGGGGGAGAAGCAGGCAAUGUGUGGGUAAGCAAUGUUAUCUCUGUAAAAAGUCCAGAUCAAACGUCAUCCCAUGAACGGCCAUUUACCGUCUUGAUGCAUGGAUGCGCACAACAUCCUUUACAGAAGCAAUUUGAGCUCUGUGGACUGCUGUGGUCAAUACUACAGCUGUAUACACACACACACACACACACACACACACACACACGGGUAUACUUGGCCUGGAUCUGGCCCAGAUCAAUUCAGGGUCAGAGCUAAUGUUUAAUUAGGGGCUUUAGGGUGAUUCAGGUUUCUUGAUGGUUCAGUCCUGCUCAGUGUGGCUGCACACAUGGGUUCCUCUGUUGGGAUCAAGUGUGCAGCCAAAAUACAGAGCUAUUGGAAAGUCCUUUUAGAAACUUAGCCCUGUGCUGCUCUUUGAAGAGCCAGAUGACUUCUCCUUCUUCCCAACCAUCAUCCUGCCCCUUGAGAGACCCAGAGUGCUCUGGGUGGGCCAACCUGACUCAAUAUGGGGCUGUCUCAAUCUGACUUGGUGGAAGCCCAGUGUCACCUAAACUGGCUCAAUUCACUUUGGGAUUCAGAUGAAUCUGGCACACAGCCCUGUAAAUGCAGGUGCUGGCCAAUCAUAUGCAGACCCACUUAGAAGACAAGUCCGACUGCAUACCCACCAACAUUCCUCAGUUGAAAAUAGGGACAUUUCUCUCUCGCACCCCAACCAACCCUCCUCAACCCCCCAUUUUUGUCCUCCCCCCACCUGCAGUGUAUUUCCUAUCAGAAAAAGGGUGAGGGCCACCACAACCACAGCACUCACACCCUCCACCGUCCUGAGAAAAACCCUUAAACCAAAUUUUAUUUUAUUUUCUUCUUUGGUAAGAUAAAAUAAACCUUUAUUCGCAUUAGCCAAUGGCCAUAGCAAAAGUAAAACAUUACAGUAUACGCAGAAAAGGAAGUUUGAUAUAAGAGCACAAUUUAAGUUAGUGGCCCUUAUUCUGAUUGUCCCUGCUAUGAACCUAGCAACCUUUAAUGUUAUCUGCUUAUUUUGAUCUGAUAAAGGAAAGGACAUUGUGGCAGUGGUUGAGCGCCCUGGGAUGAUUAGUACGAAUGGGAUGAUGAUCUCAUUCCUCAGGUCUUUGUAGAGAGUGCAAGACAGGAGGACAUGUGCCACUGUUUCGGUAGAUUUACAAACAGAAAAACACACACUAAAUUUUAGAAAGGGGGCAAGAAUAGGCAUGGGUGCACAAAGCAAUUUAAACAAACAAACAAACAAACAAACAAACAAGACUCCUUGUGCUCCGCUCUGCUCCGCUCCCCCUUUCUUUCCACCCAGGGGAAGAAGAGAAGAAGAAGAGUUUGGAUUUGAUAUCCCGCUUUAUCACUACCCGAAGGAGUCUCAAAGUGGCUAACAUUCUCCUUUCCCUUCCUCCCCCAUAACAAACACUCUGUGAGGUGAGUGGGGCUGAGAGACUUCAGAGAAAUGUGACUAGCCCAAGGUCACCCAGCAGCUGCAUGUGGAGGAGCGGGGAAGCAAACCCAGUUCACCAGAUUACGAGUCUACCGUUCUUAACCACUACACCACACUGGCUCUCUGGGGAGCCGUGCCCUUGGCCUGCCCCUCAGAGCAGAGGCCUCUCCUCCUGCUUGCCCACUCUCCAGCAGCCGCUGUGAGCUGCCCAAUGGAGGAGGUUGGCAGCAGCGGCCAUGGAGAGGCAAUGGGAUGCUCCCUCACAGCCACAGCUGCCACUUGGGGCAAUCGCUGGCACAUCCGCCUUUCUAAUCUCAGCGGUGGCAGCACUGGCAGGGAAAAUAGGGACAUUCCAGGAUCAAAUCAGAAGCCGGGAUGACUUUUGUAAUUCCUGGGCUGUCCCUGGAUAAUCGGGACACUUGGAGAGGAUACUGCUGUGCUAAAUAGAGCCCACUCCCAUGUUACAGUGCAUGGUUUUGCAACCUUGCAGUAACAGGAUCCUCAAGCAUGGACUGUCAAGUAAGGGGACACACCCCAACCUAAAAUGCAUUGUAAAAAAAGUAAAGGGGUAAAGGACCCCUGGACAGUUAAGUCCAGUCAAAGGUGACUAUGGGGUUGUGGCACUCAUCUCACUUUCAGGCUGAGGGAGCCGGUGUUAGUCCACAGACAGCUUUCCAGGUCAUGUGGCCAGCAUGACUAAACCACUUCUGGCGCAACAGAACACCUUGAUACCAGAGUACACAGAAACGCCAUCUACCUUCCUACCGCAGUGGUACCUAUUUAUCUACUUGCACUGGCAUGCUUUCGAACUGCUAGGUUGGCAGGAGCAGGGGCAGAGCAACAGGAGCUCACCCCUUCGUGGGGAUUUGAACCGCCGACCUUCUGAUCAGCAAGCCCAAGAGGCUCAGUGGUUUAGACCAUAGCGCCACCCGCCAUUGUACCAGCAGUACCACCAAUAAAUCACACACAGGUGGACAAAUAAGGCCGUAGCUCAGUGGUAGAGGAUCUGCCCUGUAUGGAGAAAGUCCCAGGUUCUACUUUUAAAAAAAAGUUUUCAGUUUUACAAUUGCAUCAUUUUUGCAGAAGGUCUCAGGUUGAAUCCCUAGCAUCUCCAGGUUGGGCUGGGAAUAUCCCCUUCCUGAAACCCUUGGAAGCAUCUUCCAGUAGGUGAACAUGAUACUGAGCUAGAUGAAUCAAUGGUCUGACAGCCCCCUGUGUUAAAAGGGUUUUUUAGAAUACUUCAUUCUGGAAUGCUUUAAAACGCCUUAUUCUGGAUCGUGACCACAGUAUUUGUGCGAUCAAAUAUGAAUUGCAUUUAAUUGUGCUCGAUUCCUAUGCUGGGUCGGUCUAAUAUCACGGUGACAGUUACUUCUUUUGACAGUGACACCUCAUUGACUUUGUUAGGCUCUGUGUCAACACUGAUGUCACAGAGUAAACAGAACAGACGUGUGAAAUCAGUUGUAAAAAAAUGGUCAAAUGCAAAGAAUGGCAAACAACAGAAUUCCCCCACCCCACCGCAAUUGACUAAGGAAACUGUCAGCAAUGAUGCACUCCUAUAAGUGCUUGCCAGAGCUGAACAGUAUAUAUAGAUAUCCGUGACUGAGCAGGAGAGACCAGCAGACAAAUACUCUUGGAUCCUCAAGGCUUCCAGAAGUCCCAGAAGAAAGAGACAGCACCGCCUUUCCUGCUUCUCCAUAACCCUUCCAAAAUACCUACAGGUAAGAAGAAUAAGAUAAGUUCCCUGUAGUAUUCAUUGGGAGAACUUCUUGUAUGUUUGGCUAACUUAGGCUGCAUCAACAGGUUGCUUUGUAAUAGUUUUCCUUUUUCUCCCUCUUGAUGAUAAGCAUUGGAUUGAGAAACACGAUGCAAACUAGUUUAAAAUCCAUUUCACUCACAAGCUGUGUUGUUUGUAAUACUGAAGUAAAUGACAACAGGCAGGGAGAAAAAAACUAAUUGUAUAAUUAUGAUAAAAUUAUAGACAGAUAGAGAGAAAGACUGAUUGUAUAAUUAUGAGAAAAUUCCUGAUGAAAGUGUUGAGGGAGGGUGGUUUGUUUUGUUGUUGUUUUUAAAAAAUGAGGAUAUUUUGUAUUUCAAUUUUUUGUUUUUAAAAAAAAAGAAAAAGGGAGGUUUAGACCCAGAAUCGUUCCUUGUUAAAUUAAAGAGCAACAUUUCAAAAGCACUACCCUCGUAAGCCAAACAAAAUUUGGGAACACUCUAGCCAAAGUUGAGAUCUUUCAUGCCCCAUUAAUAGCCAAGGAUCUGACUCUGCAAUGCAAGAAUCUGUGAUUGGAUUCCCUAUUCCUUUUCAUUUCUGAAAAGUAUUUCAGAUGGAGCUCUGUUGCAAGAGAAGGGGGAGUCAGUCCGUUCUCACUUCCUAAUUCUUCAGUGCAAUAGUACAAUCUGCCUGCAUGUUUUCCCAUCUCCAGCUAGUAGUAGUUUCAGGGUAGGAGAGAUUUGCAUCACAGAACUGGGUGGGGGUGAGUGUUGAAUGUCUCUGACUUAACCAGGGCCCCGAUCCACAUAUAGAGACUCCAUUGCAAUUUUUAGGUACAGGAAGUGAUCUUUUACACCUUACAUAGGCAUUAAAAUAGAUAUCCAUAUGGGGCGUAGAGGAUUCAAUGGGAAAUAACAAUUUAUUGGGUACAUUGAUCUCUUUGUUUUGGAGAUAACUUCUCUGUCUUAUUCUAAAUGAUGUAGAAUUAUAAGCUAAGAACUCUGGUGGCUGAAGCAGCAUCACCAAUGGAUGAAUGGUAGAAAACUUUUCUAUGUAGUGUAUGAGAAAGUUUCAAGGUGAUGGGAUAAUGAGUUGCUGUUCCAUCCUAAGCCCCACUCCAAAAAAUCUGAAAUUAAAAGUGUGUUAAUUAACACGUAGGAAUCGUAUUCUCUUACACCAUUUCAGUUCAUGUUCCUUACCUCAGUUCACAAUAAUCAUGUUACCCUUUAGCUAGUGUAAGAGAAAAAUGAUGAUGAUGAUGAUUUUAUAUGCCACCCAUCUGACUGGGCUGCCCAAGCCACUCUGGACAGCUUCCAGAAAAUUAUAAAUCUAUGGUAAACAACUGUCUUACCUACCCUGGAUUAUAGCCACCAGUGCCCUACGAGUAGCCUCCAAUGUAAGCCAUAAUUCACCCUUUCCGAAACCAUUCUUUAACCAAAGCAUAACUAUCCCUUGAACUUUGCACUUCUCUGAAUUUUGCAAUGCACUUCUUCAGCCAAGAAUGCAGAAACUAGGGUACAGUGUACAUAAAUGAACAUAUAUUACAGUAGAUAGCAUACAAAGAUGCAUCAUAUAAAGGGAAAUUGCAAAAACGCAUCUAUCAGGAGGAAUUGCAUGCAAAAAUGUGCAUAUUAUGAGAAAUUCACGCGGAAAUGAUGGCGAAUUUUCAUGAGUACUUAAAAAAAGAUUGAAAUGUGGAGAACUGGACUUAACAGAAAAAUGGGAAACAGAGAAAGCAAAAUGGUCAGAUUUGCCAAUUCCUCGCUCCUAGCAAGGAAGGCAGUUUUCUUCCAUAUUUGUCAAGCAUUCUUUUCCGUUUUACUUUUUGAGCAUGGUGUUGGUUUCUUCUUUUGUAAAUUGGAACAUCACAAUGCACCCAAAUGAUGGUGCACACACCUAGGUUUUUCAACAACAAAUAAAAUCUUCUGUAUACUAUUGUAUAUAGUUUAGCAGCAAUACACCUUGAUUCUAAACAUGCUGGCUUGUAAGCCUGUUUAAUUCAACAGAGUUUACUGCUAAGGACUUGUUUUUCAAGUUGCAGCUUUGGGGUUGGUUUUAUUUGUUUUUUUAGUUUAGAGAAAAGGCAAGUAAAAGGUGAUAUCACAGAAAUUUAUAAAACCAGGCACGUUAUGGAGAAAGCGGUUCGAGAAAAGUUUUCCCCCCUUUCUCAUAGUACAGGAAAUUGCAGACCUCCAGUGAAGCUGAAUGUUGGAAGAUUUAGGGCAGAUAUGAGAAAGCAGUUCUUCAUGCAACACAUAGUCAGUCUAUGGGACUCGCUCCCCGAGGAGGCAGCAAUGGCCACCAAUGUGGUUGGCUUUAUAAGAGAAGUAGACAAAUCCAUGGAGGAGAUGACGAUCAAUGGCUACUAGCCACAUGCCUGUGCUCUCCCUCCACAGUUAAAGGCAGCAAUGCUUCUGAAUACCAGUCGCUGGAAGCCAUCGGAGGGGAGUGUGCUCUCCUGCUUGCAGGUUUCCCACAAACACCCAGUUGGCCACUGUGAGAACAGGAUGCUGAACUAGAUCAGCCAUUGACCUGAACCAACAGCCUCUUAUUAUGUUCUGAAGCUGGGAAAAGGUACUCCUGGCCACAGAGGUCACUUGGCCCUCUAAUCACAAAGGUGCGUCCAUGCGUAUUCCAAGCUAUGUACCUGAUCCUUUACAGGGUGCAUCACCCCAUCCAGAACAGGCAAUUGGCUUAUAUUUCAUUUUUAAAAAAUAAUAUUUAUUGAUAAUUUCGGAAUUACAAAAAAGAGAAAAAAUAAAAAACAACACUACAAUACAAAAAAAAGAGAAAAGCACAAAAUAUACAAUACAGCAAAAGAAAAUAAAAAAGAAGAAAAAAGAAGAAAAACACAAAUCCCAAAUUGCAUAUCCAUAAUUUCCAUUUGCUUGUUUCAUUGACCUCCUCACACCUCCGUUUUUGUGUUAUAGUUUAGUAAUUAUUUCAGCAAAUUCUUUCCAUCUUUCUCAAUUUUUGUUAUAAAAUUUAUCUUAACAAUUUAACCUAAUAAUUAACUCAACAAAUCCUUACCAUCUUUCCCCAUAUUCUGUUAUUCAGAUUACCUUAAUUUAUUUAACCUUAUCUUACCCCUAAGUACCUUAAGACUUAAAUCUUAGUUUCCAAAUAUACAUAGCUCCUGAUAUCAUUUCUGCUAGAGUCGUAUAGUUUCAUUCCCACAUUUUCCCUAAUAUUCAUUAGCUGAUUCUAAAAUAAAAAAUUUCCAUUAUAAAUUCUCAAUUGGCUUAUAUUUCAGACUCAGAAGCCACCGACCCAAAAACCUUCCAUCUCCCCCAAGGUUCGGACCCUGUUUAUUGGCCCUCAUUCAAUCCACCACUGUGUUUGUGCACUGGUCCAGAGCUUGCAUAGCCGCUCUUGAUUCAGAUGUUGUGGAGAGUGUCUUCAUCAGCAUAUAUAUUCAUCCCUAAGAGAGGCCAUCGAGAGCAUCGGCUUGAGAUUUUUAGAAUAUCAUUGGGAAGAAGCAUGCCCUCUUGGGAAAUAGCACUAGGAGGCAGCAUUGCACUGCUGAAGGACAUAAGGAAGGGAGAGCAGGACUGCGUUAUUCUUGCAAAUCUGAAAAGGAAGGCGGUGGCAGGCAAGGCAGCAGUGGCGGCAGGACAGUUUGUGUGCAUUCUUACGAAACAUGUUACAAAACAGGGCCUAACAUAGCAAAAGAGCUUGUUAGCUUUGAUCAAGUCCCGUGCCCCUGCUUUCAGAGUGACGUGGUUGCAUAACUCAGUUUUGCAGAAUUGUGCCAGUUGUUGGUAACUAAAAAUAGAAACCCACAUAAAAGUUGUGCCAUAUCGAAGGGUGCUAGGAAUUCCUUUUCAUUAUUUACGCAAUUGAGUUAUGGAGUAAUCAUGUUUACACUCUCUAAAUCAGUGUUUCCCAAACUUGUGUCUCUAGCUGUUUUUCGGACUACAACUCCUAUCAUCCCUAGCUGGUGAGACCAGUGGUCAGGGAUGAUGGGAACUAUAGUCCAAAAGCAGCUGGAGACUCAAGUUUGGGAUACAUUGCUCUAAAUCAUAUUUAAUCCUCUAAAUCCAUCUAUUAAUUUUUAGUCUCUAUGGAGAUUCAUUCCACAGGGAAGGAAGUCAAACUGAUUUCAGUGGGUGUCCUUCCAAGAAAGGCUCAUAUUCAUAUGUCACACCCCUGUGACAAAAGCUGUUAAGGGUUGUAUCUGCUGGACAGCAACACUCCAGGUUGGGGCUGUAAAAUCCACUAGUCAUGUGGUUUCACCUAGAAUGUUUGGAAGACUUUAUGCCUGUGCUAGCAACCAUUAGGAUUUCAUUAUAUUGACACGUAGAUUCUUCAUAAGCAUGGCUUUCCCCCAAAGGUAUGGCCAUGUGCUUAGCAUGCAAACUGUUCCAGAGUCAAUCUCUGGCAACUCCAGCUAAACAUGUCAGGAACUAUGUGGUGGGGAAAACCUCUGCCUGAGAUUUUGGGGGAACUGCUGUCAGUCAGAGUGGUACAUUAAAUGAUCCCUACUGCUUUGAACACAAAUUGAGGUUUUCAGGCUUAUCAUAAACUGGGGUCUGGGGUGUGUGAAUUAAAUGAAUGGAUCAUCUAAUCUGGUCUGAGGCUUCUUCCUAUGUAAAUUCCUCUGGUACACAGAAUAGUUCUUUGUGACUUCCACAUGGAGGUAUAAUGGCUGAUCCAUCUUUCAGUGUCUUCAGGACAGGUCUUGAGUGUAUGAAGCAGGCUGCAAUGACUAUUUCCCCCUCUAACUCUGCCCUACAGGUGACGAAAAUGAAAAACAUGUACUUUGUGGCUGGGUUGCUUUUAAUGAUUGUACAGAGCAGCUGGCAAAGUGCCCUUCAAGACAGAGAAGAGAAAUCCAGGUAAACACCAGAGAUCAAACUUUUAAUGCUAUAAUAACCCAAAUGUGGGCUACAUAUUUUCUGGUAACAGAGUCCGUUUAAGAUGCUAUCAUUUAAUCUUGCCACCCCCAAAAAAUUGGAUAAGCCAGCAGCAAAUGAAAUUGCCAAUUGAACCACUGAUGUUUUUGUCCCUUUGGUUUUUGUUGUGUAAGCAAAAUCUCUAUUUCCCAUUACCAAACUGUUAUUAAGCAACUAACAAUCCUUUCUUAGCAGCCAUUAUUACUUCUAGUACAUUAGUUGCAUAUCUCUGAUGAGGAGGUUGAUACAUGGUACGGUGACUUUCAAAAUGUGCAAUUUUCAGUACAAAUAUUUUGUUACAAACCACACUUAUAGAUCCUUCAAGGCUUCCCAGGCCGAACUAUUAGAUGACUCUAGACAGCUGAAUGAAGUGAAACGUCAUUCACAAGGUACAUUCACCAGCGAUUACAGCAAGUACUUGGACACGAUACGAGCUCAAGAUUUUGUACAGUGGUUAAUGAACACUAAAAGAAGCGGGUAAGCAAAAUGGACACACCCCACCUGAACCCCCUUAUAAAUUGCCACAUGGCACGCACAAGAAAGUCUUAUGCUGGUGUACCUGGUACCAUAUAAACCAAGGAGACUGCAUGAUGAGGGGAUAACUUCAUCCAACUAAAUAUGUAGAGUUUGGAUCAAUUCCAAGAGCUUCAGUGUUCAUCCAUGCAUCUGUCCAUCCAUCCAUCAAUCAAUCAGUCCAUCUAUCCAUCCAUCCAUCCAUCCAUCCAUCCAGUCAUCUGUCCAAUUGUUUGUUCGUCCAUCUAUCCAUUCUGAUUUACAGCCCAUUCUAUGCUGAGAGAUCAGAGCAAAUAGCAUCACUCGAAUCUAUUACAAAAGCAUCUUUUCACAAAGAACUCAGCAUCAUCUCUUUGCUGCAAAUGUGUCACUCCAUAAUUUCCAGCACCCUGAGAUACAGAUGCUAGGUAAAUCUCAUUUUAACAUUUUUCCAACAGGUGUUAGUUGCAAUAACUAACAAUCAAAUGAAAAGUUUUCUGAUGCAAAACCCACUGAAAGGAAUGCGAAUUGUGCAACAGUAAACACUGUCUACUUGAGCAACUCCCAUUUGAUCAAUAGAGUUAAAGCUGAAGAACAUCUGAACCCUUUGGCUACAAUCCAGUGCGUGUUUUUUCAAUCACGCUCAUAGUAGAAUGAUACUGUGUUGGUGCAGCUAUCGUUCCUCUGAACUCUGACUAUCAUUGCUGGUAUGCCUUUUGGCUCAUUGCUGAGUGGGGAUUUCAUCCCUGGUAUCUCAGGCCCUAAUCAAGCGCUCUAACCAGGACACGGCAAUAGCAAAAUAAAACCUGUACACUAGAAUAUCAGUUUUAUUUUAAAGCUGUUCCUUUAAAACAUCCUAUCAGACAAUGCAUACACACACACACAUUUUCAGAGAUGAGACAAUGAGGACCUUUUGAAACAUUCAACUCUGUAACUUUGUUAUCAGAAGAAUGACAAAGUUGUAAGGCCAUUAAGUGAAAUUAUUUUUGGAACAGCUUUAUUUGGAAGUUUAACAUUACCAUAUGUAGGAUCAAGAUAAUAACUGCCACGUGGUUUAAAAGAAGAUAACACAAUAGACAGAACAGUCUACACAGCCUCCUAAAGCAGAGCAAGGUAUGUUCCAGCUAUAGUACUGUAAUACACUGGUGCAUUUGGGCUGGACUAUAGAACACUAUACCAAGUGAGACCAUUGUCCAUCUAACCCACUAUUGUCUACACUGACUGGCUGCACCUCCCCAGAGUUUCGUAUGGGGUCUUUCUUAGUCCUACUUUCCUAGAGAUGCCAGGAACUGAAUCUUGGAUCUUUAGUAUAUGAAGCAUGUGCCCUUCCCCUAGGAAAAAAAACUGUGCCUUAUGUCAGGGUGAGACUAUUUCCCCAUCAAGCCCAAAGUUAUCUACUCUACUACCAGGCACUCUCCAAGCUCUCAAGCAGGUGUUUCUUGUUACCUGCAACCUGAUCUUUAACUGGAGACACCAUACUGAAUCAGGGACCUUCAGUACACAAGGCAUAUGCACUGAGCUAUGGUCUCUUUCCCAGAAGAAUGUGGGCCCAAGGAGGAAAGUUAUGCAUGCAGAUAUGCACAUCCUUAGACGUGAACUGUGUGCAUAGCUGGCUACGUGAAACAGACUUGUCCAAGGAAGAAGUUCAUUGGAUGCAUCUCAAUGCCCCCUCUACACAAGGUGAAAGCACAAAGGAAGGAAUUGGUCCACUGUGGAUCCUACCCAUAGUACUGUUGUGCAGUAAAGUAAUGGCUUUCAAAUUGCUUGCCUUUGGGGAAUCCUUACUCUGCUGAUAUGUCAACUGAGGAAUUCCAGUUCAUCUGCCAUGGUAUUCCUAUUCCAUUGAAGAAGAUGCCAGGAAGUGUUUUGGAGCAUCCUCUCACUUCUCAGCCAAGGUGAUCAGGCACCAGUGUAGCCCUCAAUGAACUGACAGUGUGACCUAUAACAUUCCCCUGUAGGAGCACUGACAGUGAUGGGGAAACUACAUUGCAGCAUUGCUUAGCCACUGAUAAUCUUCUGACUGAGGACCAGCAGCUAAGCUUCUAAGGAACACCAGCCUUCCCUGGAAUACAGCUUGGAAAACCAAUGCAGCAAAAUCUAAGCAAAAGUAAUGUACUAUUGGAAACUCCUGAAAUAAAGCAACUGUGUUUGUGGGUUUCCUUUUCUUUAUUCCACCCCCUCUUUACUUCUCCUUCACAACUUUAUGUUGUGAUCAUUCACCAUUUCUCAUGCUGACAGCCAAAUUCAUUUGGUACUUUGGUGUCUUUCACAUGCGUAUCAGUAUUUGAUAUGUUGCUGUCCACAUACUUCGUUGCCAUUGCUGCUUCACUGUCGUGUGUAUUGUUGUUGUUUCUCUUUUGGGGUCUUAUGUUCACUUCAGCCAUCACUGUUGUUCCAUCAGUCUGUCGAACAAUGCCUUAAUCAGAUGACAUUGGCUAGCAACUUGAUAAAUGAAGCUCUCUCUUGGUAUAUGUGAAAGUCUCAGAUAAUCUAAGAGGUCAUGGUCCUACCACUUUAUGUUCUGCAUAGGGCAAGCAGAGAGCUGCCAGGAAAGGGGUCCCUCUGGAGUGUUGUUGUCUUUGUGGCUGAGUUCAUUCUGUGGGCAGCCUCCCUACCCAUCAAUCCUACAGCCUCCCAGAAUGCAAAGGAGAACUUCACAGCCUUCCAUUGGUUAUGGAAUAUCAAGAGUGGCUGUGCCAAUGUUCCUUUUGAACAGACCACAGCCCAUCAGAUUAAGCCCAGCUUUUCCCAAUAGCCACCCUGGGGUUGAUGGUAGUUGUGGUCCUAAACACUUUUGGAGGUGUCUUUCAUCCUAAGACACCAAACAGGAUUGAUCAUUCUUAGCUGCUGGGUGCAAUGGUUGGUCAAUCAGUUGUAAUACAUAUAUAAAUUAUGUCCCUAACGAAAGACAAUGCUGGGAUCUUAAUAGAAUUAAAUGCAGACGUAAUGGAAUUCCUAUAUGAUUCUUGUUGUAUACAUUUAAGCUUGUAAUAGUUAACUGAUGUGCAAUGCCCCUCCCCUGUCUACAUAUCUGUGCAAAUGUAAUUUUAAUAACCUAAUGCCUAUGGACCUCUGCUGCAGACAAGGACAUGAAGAGAGUGAGAAAGAAAACCUCCUGGACAAUCUCUCAAGGUAUUUUAAGUAAUUUCAGUUUUUUUUUAACACAGGGAAUAUAAAAAAACAGAUCCUAAACCAAUUUGACUAGGGUACUUCCAGGUGGACAGUUGAUUGAGUACUCAUUCCUCUUGGUUUGCAGGGAGAUUAGAGAAUUCUGGCUAUUUAACAAGCUUUUUUUCUGAUCUGUUUGUGGAGAAGUUAGGUGACAGUUGUGUCGAGGCAAGUGUUAUCCCACACUUUCCAGCACAUUUCCCAGCCACCUUCCUUACUUCAAAAAGUCCAAUCUUUUGGGAAAGCGGGUUUGUUCCAUUCCCCUAUAAAUUUGCCAGUACGUGACUGCAUCCCACCUGAAAACACCAACAGUCUGGAAGUGCUCUCAGUUUAUAUAUACAUACACACACACAAUCUGGAAAACAUUAGCCCUUGAGUGCAAUAGCGUGCUACAUGGAUGCUACUGCCUAUGAAGAAUCUCCCCUCUCAAUGCUGACAAUGCAGAUCUGACCAUCUGGUGGGAGAGAAGGUGUGCCUCCUGGAAAAAGUUCUCCCAACAUGUAAUGUCUACAUAUGAUGAUGCUUAUAGCAGCUGUGGGGAAGCUUGGCCCUUCCUGAUGCUGCUGAACCUCAUCUCCCAUCAACCACAGCAAACUUGGCCAGCAAUGGUGGGGUUCAUAGUUCAGCUACAUCCAGAGGGCCAAAGGUUUCUCACACCCACCUUAGAGCUAGACCGGAAUGGCAGUGGUUCUCCAGAGCCUCAGGCAGAGGUUCCCCCUCCCCAAGUGUUGCUGCCUGAUCCUUUAUCUGGUAACAUUAGGGAUUGAGUUUGAGACCUUUUGCACGCAGAUCAAAUCUACCACUGAACUAUGGCUGUCCUCCCAGGGUGUACCAAAUGUGGCUUUUUGUACACAGUAGCUUUUUGUGAAGUUAUGUGUGCAUGGAAACCUCUUUCUGCUUGUGCAUGAUACUUCCUGGAUUGGGGGUGACUUCUCUUUCAUGGCUGUUCCAUUCCAUGACAGUGACACACAAAUAGACGGGCUUAGGGCAGUAGCUCAAGUUAGAUUUUUAUAAUGAAUUCAAGUAUAGUCAGGUAAAAACAAUGAUGUCUGCUAGUUUCAGACAUGAUAUCACAGGUAGCUGUUCCCUUGGCAUUGUGGACAAGUGUGUUGUUAGAACCACCCACACCUGCCUUUUGGAUUAUGUUCUCUUGAUUGAUCAUGAUGCCCGGUCUACUUCACACAUUAGGUGGGGGUAAAUACCAAGUGGAUACAUGAUACCAUGUGGUGCAGGUUGCAGGGAACCAGAGCCCAUCACAGCUUCCUGACACAUGCACCUGUGCAAUGCACCUGUUUGCGUACAUUAUAUUUUUACUUGUGGAUGUAAAAUAUGUUAUAUGUAGUCAUGUCCACAAGGAGUGUGAAGUAGUCCUUAGCUAACAAGCUUACAGAGUUUUACAUAGGUUUACACUAAAUGCCUUUAACGGUGCUUCUCAAAAUAUGUAGACAUUCAACUCAUGAAUCUAACACAGACACAAGAAUCACUAAGCAUAAUGUAAUUCAGUGGAGGGGGAAAAACCAAGGGAUUUUAAAAAUGUUGGUGGGGAAAGUGAAACGAGAUCCAGCAUAAAACUUAACAAAAAUAAUAUGCAUAUAGGGAAUAGUUUUACUAUGCAUGAACUUCCAAACAAACAGAAAUGCAGUAGUGAUACAGUGGUGCCUCGCAAGACGAAAUUAAUUCGUUCCGCAAGUCUCUUCGUCUUGCGAGUUUUUCGUCUUGCGAUGCACGGUUUCCCAUAGGAAUGCAUUGAAAAUCAAUUAAUGCGUUCCUAGGAAACCGCCUUCAGACUCAGGUUCGGGGACAGUCUGUCCCCGGACCUCUUCUGAAGGCUGGGGAGGCAAGGGCUUUUCUUCCCACCCCCAGCAUUUUAAAACCCCGGGACAGCGGAGGACUUCUCCGCUGUCCGGGCGAUCUUAAAAUGCUGGCGGGCGGCAUUUAAAAUCACCCGGGACAGCGGAGGACUUCUCCGCUGUCCGGGGCAAUUUAAAGCCCCUGGGAAGGCAGGCAGGGGGACAAAGACUUUGCCCCGCCAGCCUUCAGAAGAGGUCCUGGACCUCUUCUGAAGGCGGGCGGGGGCGAAAGUCUUGCUCCCCGCCUUCAAAAGCCCUCCGGGACAGGCAGGCAGGGGGAGCAAAGACUUUCGCCCCCGCCCGCCUUCAGAAGGUCUUCCCUCCCCCGCCCGGCCGGAGCACCGUUCCGAAGCCGGGCGGCGGCGGAGGUCUUCCUCCCCCCGCCCGGCCGGGCACCGUUCCGAGCCGGGCGGCGGCGGAGGUGUUCCCUCCCCGCCCGGCCCGGAGCACCGUUCCGAGGCCGGGCGGCGGGGAGGUCUUCCCUCCCCCGCCCGGCCCGGAGCACCGUUCCGAGCCGGGCGGCGGCGGCAGGUGUUCCCUCCCCCGCCCGGCCGGGCACCGUUCCGAAGCCGGGCGGCGGCGGCAGGUGUUCCCUCCCCCCCCCCCCGGCUUCGGAGGUGCCUUCCGAAGCCCGGGGGCGGCGGGGGGAGGUGUCCCCGCCCCCCCGCCAGGCGUGGGAGGUGGUCCGGGGACAGUGGGGAAGACGCGCGGCGCUUCCCCGCAGUCCCUGUGAUUUACCUAUGGGCUGUCGUCUUGCGAAGCAAGCCCAUAGGGAAAUUCGUUUUGCGAAGCGCCUCCAAAACGGAAAACCCUUUCGUCUAGCGGGUUUUCCGUCUUGCGAGGCGUUCGUCUUGUGGGGUACCACUGUAUGUUUGUGGAAAUCUGAAAUGGCGGGGAAUAGCAAGGGAAGAUUCAGUAUGACUCGGGUAUCGCAUCAGGAAAGGUUGGGAACACAUCCAUUUUCCAUUUGAGGUGUCUUUGGGAAGAAUUCUCAGAAAGAUGGUCUACACUAGAGGCGGCCACUGAUUCACUUCUUUCCCCUGAAUGAAGCUAUCAGCCCCUACCCUCAUUGAUCCUAGAAUGAAAAGAGGUUUCUGGAUGAAUGGAAUCUUUGACACCUUUGAUUUGGCUGGGCAUUUUGUGUGUGGGAGGGAAUGGAACCCUUUAGCAAAACUCAUGGCCGGCAAAAGGUUGAUGGAAGCACCUCCACCGUUAAGCACAUCCUGAUUCCUCAUCAAGCGAUACAUCUCCAUGCCCGUGCUGUAUGUCCUCUUGCUGUAGAGGUACUAUUGUGGACAACUGUUUACAGAUGCCAUAAAGGGGACAAUUCAAACCCCAAACCUGCUGGGUUGAGAGAGGUCGGCUCAAGAAGAUCUUCAGCUCAGCCAGCUUUUUCCUGGCACAGCUGGGCUCUGCCAGCAUAAGCUCCAAAUCCUGAUUCAGUUAGCAAAAUGCUAGUGAAACAUCUUCAUCCUGGUGUAGCAAGCUGAAUCAAAUCAAGUGGACCUUACAUUGGUAUAAGUUCCUUACCCUAGAUCUUAACUCUGUUCAGCUAAGUCAUGUGAUCUAGCAAGCCUGCAGAGGUACAUCAGCAAAAAGGGGUGCUGUUAAGUGAAACUCUGUCUUAAAGACUUGUUUUCCCUCUGCCAGACUUGGCCAGCUCAGCUGCCAGUAGCCCUACUCCUGAACUGAGUUUGGAAUAGGGGUAACUAACACUGGCUUCAGUCAAGCGGGUCCCACUGGCUUACUAUACUUAGGAUUGCUUGGUCUGCUAAAUGCUAGAAUUUGCAAUGAGAUACAGGUGUGGAUCACAUUGUUGUGGUGUCAGCAGUUGCUUGAGGCAAAUCUUCCUAACCGAAUAGCAGGUUUGAUUGAGCCGCGGGGGAGUACAGAUUUCUUCUUUACCAGUAUCUAAACUGGGCUGGCACUAGAGCCAUUUCCUUGUGGAUGUGUUGGGGAGAGGGCAGCAGGAGUCUCCUUUGAAGACCUUAAUAGCUCUUGUCCUGCAGUGGAGCUGUCUCCUUAAUUCCUGGAAUCAGAGAGCCAGUCAAAUAACCUUCCAUGCUAAUUUUGACAACCAAACUGGCUUAUUGGGAAUGCAGACCAAAUGUGUCCAAGUGCAAGUUAGCACUUUGGAAAGCAGUCGUAUGGAACCUAGAACUGCCCCACUUCUUUCCAGGUGGACACAACUGAAUCUGACCUAGCCACUCACACUCUCCCUUUUCUCUCCCUUUGGCCCCUGGUGUGGGCUAAACCUUCUCCUUCCCUCUGAGGAUACUUAGAUCUCUACCCAUUGAGAAUCAUCUGGUCCAAUCUGCAAUGCCUCCUAUUUCUAUUUCUUGGUCAUGCUAGAAUGGGAUGGGCAGUUGAACUGACAUGAUCUGUCUAUGCUCUCUGCGGCUGCCUCAACCACAAUGCCUCCAACUCAGGAGUGUUAUGUCCAGAGAGCCACCUCGGAGCACCUCUAGUUGCUUCCCUGAAGCAGCAGUCUGUGUCUGGUGGGUGGGCAAUGGUGGUGGCCGCAGUCACAGUGAAUGGUGGGCUGGCUGCAGUGGUGGUGGCAGUGGUGGCCGGUGGAUCCACGAGUGGUGGAUGGAGUAGGCAGUCUGCCACCUGAGAUGCGUGUGUCACAUGGCUCAUUAUAGGGUCAGCACUAGAGAGAGAGAGAGAGAGAGAUGGAGGAGAUGCUGGGAGCAAAAAGACAAAGCAAGAAGGCAGCCUGAGUCAUGAGUAGGGAUGGGGUUUGCAGUCACUGACCAGCUCAUUUGUUUUUCACAUCAUGCUUGCUCAAAUUCUCUCUGUUUCAGUCUGCUAUUCAUUCAUCACAUGUCAGCUCGGUCCAAUCUCUCUCCCUCUCCUUUUAAAAUAUCAUAACUGACUUUGGUUCACCUUUGUUGCGAUAACUUUUUUGCACAAUGGAUUUUGCUCUUUGUCGUUCUGCUGCCAUUACAUUCAUCGCUGCCCAUCAUAAUCGAGCAUCCAUCUGCACACCCCCAGGCAGAUUGUGAUUUGCUUGUCUUGCAGUGUCUUUGUUUUCUUCUUCCCGCAAUGCAACAGAGGCGUUGGUGUGCCCGACCCACGGCUAGUGCCAUCAUCUUAGCUAAGCAGAGUUCAUAGGAGCACACAUUUCAGAAGCGCAGCCAAUCUGAGUUUGAAAAGGGCUGUACAGUUACAACAGCCAACUUCAACACACAGCCUUUCAGUUUGUUAUUUUCUUGCCACCGCCGCAACCGGUCUUGUUAAAUAUUGCUAACACUUGCCCGAGGCGCAAUCGGCUCUCAAAGCUUGCAAACGAGUGGAUGAAGCUGUGCUUGUGUGCAUGCUCGAUUAUUGUGAAAUUCACCAGCGUUCCUAGUUCUAAGGCAACUACUCUUCUUUUAGCAACGGACUCGCCAGGCGUCAUGCUGAAUACGAGAGACAUGCUGAUGGCACCUUCACCAGUGACAUCAGCUCUUACUUGGAGAGCCAAGCUGCCAAGGAGUUCAUUGCUUGGCUAGCAAAUGGAGGAGGAAGAAGAGAGUAAGAAUCCAUCUGUUGCUAAGCAUUUCUUAGCUUUUUUGGGGGGUGGGGGGAUUAAUACCAAUCGAAGCCUGCUGGAACCACAAUGUAUUGCUCCCACACCUUUCUCACUGUAUUUCAUAGUCUUCUUUUGUAAUUGAAAAUGUUGUCAUGGGUGUGGAAUGAUCCACCUGCCAAUUAAAACGUAGUUCUUUUGAGACUUUGAUUGUGCUGUUUCAUGCUCAAAUGGGUCACGUUUUCUCCAUGAGGUCAAGUGGUACAGAAGAUCAAUGUUGGUUUCACGUUUCCUCUGCUUUCUUCCCUAUCCUGCUUUGCUUCCAUUCAAACGUCUUGCACCCGGCUUCUUGACCACCCCAAGUUCUGUCAACCCCAAUCUCUCUGGUUCCCCGUUUGCCCCAGGAUCCCAAUCUGCCGCUGUUCCCAGCAUCCUCCUUUCCCUUCCAUUUUUCCCCGUUUCCAAAGUUUGUACAAACUCCUCCUCUUCAGGCCUCUCCUUCUUCUCCCCUCCUUUUCAAGAAGUUGCUGCUAAAAACUCAUCAUCACACUGUCACUGUCUUUCCCAUCCCUUUACAAAAGGGUGUUUGUGUGUGUGUGUGUGUCUUCCCACUCUUGCUGUGUGUUACGUUGAAUAUAUUUACCCCUCCUUUCCUGCCUCAAAGCAUCCCAUAACAUUAGGCUGCCAACACCUCCAUCAGUAACCUGUACUCCAUCAGUAACCACCUACAUCCUGUUCUCACCACUCUCGUGACAACCUCCUUUUCUUUUUGAUCCUUUUGGCCUGUUCUACCCACUGCUGCUGACUUUGAUCCAUCUUCCUCAGUGACUGCACAUUUGGAACGGCAUCUUUCUGCCUCCGUUCCUUCCCUUAAUAAGCCCACUCAGAGACGUCUGCAAGCCCCCUACACAUUUUUGCCUGUGCGGCCUGGCAGUCGAAAGAUCAACACGCUUUGUCCUAUCUGUACUUGUUUUGUACCUUUAGACUGUGAGCUCUUUCUGAGCAGGGCCCAACUUCCUUCCUGCCUUUCUUCCUCCUUCCCUCGAUUCCGUGCUCAAAAUCUAUAUUGCCAGCUGUAAAAGACACUGCGUAUGCCAUAGGAGCGCCAUAAAAAUUGAUUAUGACAUUGCUGUAAUGAUGAUAGCAAAAUGAGAUCUGAGAGUCAAACACGGUGAUGCAUGUUGGAAGUUAGGAAGAAAGACAACUGAGAGUAAAAAAAAAAGGAAUUUCUGAAACACCUGGUUAUAGAUAACUUUGGGCAUUUCAGUGGCUCUUGAGAAGAUACCUGUGGCAAUGGCUGGAGAGGGAUGGUGGUGAUGAUAAUAAUCUGAUAGACAAAAACACAUUUUUGUAAUUGGCAGCAAGGCAUGGUAUAUGUCUGCUCUUACCUAUCCUACUGGAUAUCAGUCAUUGAAUCAGAAACAAAAAGAGAAAGCAACCAUACAAGAUGGGAAAGCAACACUCCUCUUUUGCACUCUGUUUCCUAAAACAUAGUGGCUCAUGUUGCAUGCAAACGCAUGGGGUGGUUUGCUUUGGUUUAAAGGAAAACCGUGAUUGUAAGGAGAAAAGCAACAAAAUGGGCCGUGUAGCCCUUGGCUCACCCUUUACCCUGGGAGGGGCGAAUUGGACCAGAGAAAUGGCAAGUGGGAAAGGGUUAAGCAUGCCACAUUUCUGCUCAAAAUCUGCCCCCGUUUUUCUUCUCUUAAAAACACAACCGUGUAAUUAUCCCUGAGACCUUUUAUAGCUUUGAGAGAAUGUAAUGGUUCUUUAAAACUGACUCUGCUGCUUUGAUAUUAUUACCAGUCAAAUCUAAGACAUUAGUUUGGCAAAGAUCACAGCAAGCCACAGUUCUCUUGUUUGUGUACCUGCUGAAAGCAACCCCCAAGGCCAUUAAAACAGGGCCAGUAUUCCUCUCUGUAUGCUUAUAUGCUUACACAUCAUCAAAAAGAUCGAGGAAAAUAAUAUUGCAGGCUGUUGCAGAUUCUCUACAAAACCCAUCAGGACUCCUUGAUGUUGCUGACAGCCAGAUAUUUUGACACAUUUCCCCCUCUCGCCUCCCAGCCCCUUCCUAGGAAUUAAAUCUAGAGAUUAAGAAGUAAUAAAUAAAUAAAUGAUGAAACAGUCAGCUCUGAUGUGGGGACAUUUAAUUCUGAAGUAUAUUGGGUUCAGCAUGCUUGGAAUACAUUUUUAUAUUGCCUUUUGCUUCCAACAGUAGCACUGGAACCCUCGGUUUGAUAUUGUAUCUUCUGUUUCUGAACUUGAUUAAAAUUCUGAGCAAGGAAUACUGAACUUUUUCUCAGGAAAUGUUUGUUCUGUUGUCAUUCCUGUGGUCUCACGCAGCGGAGCUGGCUCACAUAAUACUAAGAAACUUGUUCUCUUGUGAAAUAAUUUAAAAAUUGUUUGCGUCCAUAUACAUCCUCUCACACAGAAGGAUAUUACUGUCUAGGAUGAGGCAAACAACUUUAUUCUCUGGAAAUACAGCUCUCAGAGAAUACUGAAAUACUGCAUCAACAUUCUCAAAGAGUUUAGACAGAAGGUUCCCCAGGUGAUGAUGAAUCAACAGUAGAGAUAGCUGUCUCUUGUACACAUUUGAAGGCUCCCAUCCAUAACCUGCUUAAUCUGGAGCAGUCCCACUUAUUUAAAAUGGAUCUGUGGCUCCAGAAACAUUUCCUGAACCCACUAGCAGGAAUUCAGUACUAGAAUAAGAUGUUUGGAUUCAAUGUCAUAGCUGCUUAAUGCUAGAUUAAUCCCAACUGGUGAGAUUUGGUAUUACAUGCUGAAAUUAAUAGCAGCUGUGUGUAAUAUUUGGUCAGGCGAACACUAUUGAAGCGUGAAGAAGCCCAAGUUAAACACUUUAAAGUUCCAUUUAUUUAGGCAGAUAAGCAUGAGCUUUAAAACCUGCCACUGAAAUCAUCAGGAUAUUAAAAGCUCUCAGUCUUGGCUGAAAGUGCCAAACGUUUGCCCUUUGCAAGCUGCUAUGAAUUAUUAUUAUUUUUUCUUUAAGAAACUGUUUUAUAGGUCUGCAAACAUGUCCUUAGUGCUAUUUUGCUAGAAGAUACAAAAACUUGGCCCUAUACAUUUUUUGCUGGGGAGAAUUUGAGCAACAUUAAGGAUUAGGCAGGGGGUAUUUUUAUUCUGACCCACAAGGAUGUUAUUUGUCCAUUUCCCCUCUUUAAGUUUCUCAGAAGGAGCUGGAGCGGCCGCGAACGUUGGCAGAAGACAUGCGGAUGGCACUUUCACCAGCGAUUACCACAAAUUCCUGGAUGAGGAGGCUGGCAAAGAGUUCCUGAAGUGGCUGAUGAGCAACAAACCAACUCAGAGGUGCCUGAAUUUUGGCUAACUGUAGACCAGCUUUUGUUGGAUUGCCUAUUAGCAGGUGUUGGUGGGGAAUGCGGCUUAUUUCCACUUAGUUAUUCAUUUACACCAGGAACGGCCAACCUCCUGUCUGUAGGGCUGGAUCUACAGCUCAGCCCCCCAAACAUUUUAUCCAUCUCCCCCAAAGUUUGUCAGUUUUGGUGGUGAUGACAAAAGGAAAGUAGACCAUGUGGUGAGAAGGUCAGUGAUGUGUGUGUGUGAACAUCUUAUGUGGGAGAGAGUGAAUGUGUGAGUACUUUUGUGUUCAGGUCCUGCUUCCAGCUUCUCAUAGGCAUCUGGUUGGCUAACUAUGAGAACAGAAUUCUAGACUGGAUGGGUCUUUGGUCUGAUUCAGCUGGCUUCUCUUAUGUUCUUAUGUUGGGUGGUGACACAACCACCUUCGGCCACAAUCACCCCCGGUAUGUGGCCCCUGGAGAAUUGGUUGGCCAUAUGCAUGUACAGUGUUGGAAAUGUUUUACAAAUGAUUUUAACUUUGUAAAAAGAGUGUGGGUAUUUUCGGAGGACCCUGUGGGUUUCCCCCAGAUUUCUCCCGGACAGAUGUUCCUAAUAUGUCCAUCAUGCAAACCAACAAACCGUUUUUCCACACAUGGAUGGGGAGCAGGUUAAAAAGCACUUGUAUACUUGCUGUUUGCAUGACUGAGGAGUUUCAGCCAGAGAAGUAUAUGAAGAAAACCCCUUUAAGUAUACCUCUGGAUGUGUGCUGCGUAUGGACUCCAAGGGUUCAGCAACUAUGGCCAUCAGGGCAAGGAUUUCCACUUCCACAACAGGACUUUCUCUGCUCCCCCAUGCCCUGCACCUGCCUCAAAUUUGCUCCAGAGGGUUGACGUAACCCCUAGAACAGAUUUAGGGGGUGCACAAGGGGAGAAGAGGAGAAUAAUGUUCUGUCAGUGCAAGCAGAAAUCUGGAACACUGAGGUAGCAUUACAUUUAUGCAACCCAAAGCCUCUUCCAUGUGGCAAUGGCAGCAGAUCCCACCAUUAUGUAGAAGGCAGCCACCUCAGGUAGCAGAAAUGGAGGCACCUUUGAAAGGAAGCGGAUUUGCCAGGAACUGAAUUAUUGGGGGGGGGGGAGGAAAUAUUUUUGUCCCAGUGUGCCUGGAUGUCAAUCAUGUUUUUAUCAAUAUUUAGUUUUAGAAGCAGUGCCUUCUUUUGCAAUGGCUCUCACUAGUAUGGAGUACCGGGACUUCAUUUUUUGCUGCUCAUGUAAGGCAUUAUAUGCUCCUCCCUUGAAACAUAGCUGUCAACGUUUCCCUUUUUUUAAGGGAAAUUCCCUUAUUCUGAAUAGGAUUCCUCGCAAGAAAAGGGGAAAGUUGACAGCUAUGCCUCGAACUUUUAUCACAAUAGGAGUGCAGUGGUACCUCGGGUUACAAACACCUCGGGUUACAAACACUUCAGGUUACAGACUCCGCUAAACCGGAAGUAGUAUCUUGGGUUGAGAACUUUACCUCAGGAUGACAACAGAAAUUGUGCAGCGGCGCAGCGGCAGCAGGAGGCCCCAUUAGCUAAAGUGGUACCUCAGGUUAAGAACGGUUUCAGGUUAAGAACGGACCUCCAGAACGAAUUAAGUUCAUAACCAGAGGUACCACUGUACUAGGAUCUCUCUCUCUCUCUCUUUUUACACACCCACCCCCCUGCAAAACCUCCAAUGAGAGGUAAAACUUAGAGCAGAGGUUCCCAAAACUGUGAUCCACAGACCUUCUGGUUUCCAUGAGCUUCAUUUUGGCAGCCUGUGGCAUAUCUGUGUCUUUGUGGUUGAAGACAGGAAAUGGUAUCUCCAUUGCAUUAAAUGUUCACAUUGAUCUUUAAUUGCAUUUUAUUGCUUCUUUCAUUCUGUGGAAUAAAAUACCACCGGAUAAAAAAUAAGAGAGGCACUAAAAAUACCUUUAAAAAUCAUACAGCGUGUCACAAUGGCCACAACAGGCAGAAAAAUAGUUAAGUGGUCCACAAAGAACCUCCACAAUUCUCUUUCCUUUUUAAAAAAAAUCUCUCUCUGUGUGCGCUAACAAUUUUUAUUGUGUUUUUCAGAUAG